This is a messenger RNA of Fusarium venenatum, 630 nucleotides long. NCBI's taxonomy places the organism in Eukaryota, Fungi, Ascomycota, Sordariomycetes, Hypocreales, Nectriaceae. The record is from RefSeq and is a predicted model, not a curated record.
AUGUCCCGGCCUGCCAAGGGCAACAGAUCCCUGUCACGACUACUGGACGAUGAGCAUGUGUAUGGAUCUAAUUCCAUUCCCGCGGUCAAUCAUGGCUCAGAUACUACGGAACGCUACCCCGAAAUCGAACGAGAGGCUCUUCUCUACGCUAUCAAGGAACAGAAUGUCACGGCUGUGACAUAUUUGGCAGAAAUCAUCCACACGUCCUGCUUCUACGGUACUCUCGGUUGGUGCACAGAUUUGCCUCGUUUGGAUGCUCUGCUAUCGUCAGGCAAAAUUGACCCAAACGUCCGCGAUCCCAUGGGAAACCGUCCAAUUGAUGCCGCCUGUGCACGCGGGGAUUCUCCAAUAUUGCAACGUCUCUACGCCGUCACUACCGCCAGCGACAUUCAAGACGGCUCAGGGAAUACACUUAUGCAUUUAGCCACCAAAGGCAGUCAUUACGCGAUGGUGGAAUUUCUUAUCAAAGAGAGGGCAGAUAUUAAUACUGCGAAUGAAGCCUGUUCCAUACCGUUACAAUUAGCCACGAAUUCCGAGGUGCGAAGGCUCCUUGUCGACAACAGUGCGAAGAUGCACCCGGUUGAUCAUUCCGAUCGCCUAAUGCGCGAUGCUAUCCAUACAAUGCUUUGA